UCUCGCCUCCUCCGGCGGCUUCCGGCGCGGCCCCUGCAGAUCUGUAGCGACCAAAUCAUGGACCGUAACCCCUCGCCACCGCCGACGCCGCCCAGGGACGAGGACGAGGAGGAGGGGGCCGGGGGAGACUGCAUAGGGAGCACGGUGUACAGCAAGCACUGGCUCUUCGGCGUCCUCAGCGGGCUCAUCCAGAUGGUUAGCCCUGAAAACACCAAAUCCAGCUCAGAUGAUGAGGAGCAGCAGAUGGAGCUUGAUGAAGAAAUGGAGAAUGAGAUUUGCAGAGUAUGGGAUAUGUCAAUGGAUGAGGAUGUGGCUUUAUUUCUCCAAGAAUUUAAUGCUCCUGACAUAUUUAUGGGUGUAUUGGCCAAAUCCAAAUGUCCUCGAUUAAGAGAAAUCUGUGUGGGAAUUUUAGGUAAUAUGGCCUGUUUCCAGGAGAUAUGUGUGUCCAUCAGCCGUGAUAAAAAUCUUGGCCAGGUAUUAUUGCACUGUUUGUAUGAUUCAGACCCUCCUACUUUGCUGGAAACAAGCAGAUUGUUGCUUACAUGCCUUUCUCAGACAGAAGUGGCCAGUGUCUGGGUUGGAAGAAUCCAGGAACAUCCAGCUAUUUAUGAUAGCAUUUGCUUCAUCAUGUCAAGUUCAACAAAUGUUGACUUGCUGGUGAAGGUGGGGGAGGUUGUAGACAAGCUCUUUGAUUUGGAUGAGAAGCUGAUGUUGGAAUGGAUUAGAAAUGGGGCCGUUCAGCCUCAGGGCCAACCCCAGGAAGAUUCUGAAGAUCAACGAGUGUUUAGAAUUGUGCCCUGUGUGCUUGAAGCUGCCAAACAAGUACGUUCUGAAAAUCUGGAAGGACUCGAUGUUUACAUGCACAUCUUACAGCUACUUACUACAGUAGAUGAUGGAAUGCAAGCAAUUGUACAGUGUCCUGAUACUGGAAAAGACACUUGGAAUUUACUUUUUGACCUAGUCUGCCAUGAAUUCUGCCAGUCUGAUGAUCCACCCAUCAUACUUCAAGAACAGAAAACAGUGCUGGCCUCUAUUUUUUCAGUAUUGUCUGCCAUCUAUGCUUCAAAGGUUGAACAGGAGUAUCUAAAGGUAGAAAAAGUAAAUCUUUCUCUAAUAGACAGCCUGAUUCGUGUCUUACAAAAUGUGGAACAUUGUCAGAAGAAACCAGAGAAUUCGGCAGAGUCUAACACAGAAGAAACUAAAAAGUUUGAUUUAACCCAAGAUUAUUUCCACUUGGAAAUCUUAAAGGAUAUUUCGUGUGAAUUUCUUUCUAAUAUUUUUCAGGCAUUAACAAAGGAAACUGUAACUAAGGGACUAAAGGAGGGCCAGUUAAGCAAGCAGAAGUGUUCCUGUGCAUUUCAAAACCUUCUUCCUUCCUAUAGCCCUGUGGUGGAAGACUUUCUUAAAAUCCUAUAUGAAGUUGAUAAGACCCUUGCUGGUGACCUAGAAGAAAGCUUCCCAAGUUUAAAGGUUCAGACUUAAAAACUGAAUUGUAAUUCCCUCUGCCAAAGAAGUAAACUUUAUUUUUGUUACUGACAGUUGAAAUUGAUGUAUAGGAACUAUUAGAUAAAACCUGUAUAAGACCAUA
Messenger RNA from Myotis myotis, 1588 nucleotides. RefSeq names its product serum amyloid A like 1 (gene SAAL1). The transcript is spliced from 12 exons. The record is from RefSeq and is a predicted model, not a curated record. NCBI's taxonomy places the organism in Eukaryota, Metazoa, Chordata, Mammalia, Chiroptera, Vespertilionidae. The coding region runs from base 58 to 1482 and encodes 474 amino acids.